GGGAAAGGUCGUCUUUAGAACUGUGUCCAUCAUAGUAAAACGCCCUCCUAUAGACGACCUUCCCCCUAGUUUCACAUGCAAGCUCCAAAACCAUGAAUAACGUGAAGGCCAUUCAGAGGAUCACUGAAACUGAGCUGACCCAGGGCAGGGGAAAGAAGUCAUGGCACGACAUGUACGCUGGAAGUGCCUACGUCUUUAUAGGAGGCUUAAACUAUUCCCUGACAGAAGGAGACGUGUUAGCCGUGUUCUCACAGUACGGAGAGAUCAUGAACAUCAAUAUGGUGAGGGACAAAAAGACGGGAAAGGCCAAAGGCUUUUGCUUCCUUUGUUAUGAAAACCAGAAGAGUACCGUACUGGCUGUCGAUAACAUGAACGGCAUUAAAUUGUGUGGUAAGACAAUUCGUGUGGAUCAUGUGGCCGAGUAUCGUCGCCCUAAAGAUGAGGAUGGCAAUGAGAUCGUAGAGAAGGGGUGUGCCCCCAAGACCCCCACCCCUAGUCCUGAACCCUCUGAGAGUGAGUCUGAAGACGAGCCUGUAAAGAUCAAAAAGAAAAAGACGAAAAAGUUUAAAGACAAGAAAAAAAAGAAACGCAAAGAGAAAAUAGGCAUGUCAGAUAAUGAGGGUGAAGGACACACAACUAAGAAACAGUCUCGUCGCGAAAUGGCUGAUCCUGAAGCGAGAAAGGCUUCUGGUGAUAAUGAGAAAUCGAGGGAGCGAACAAUGGAAGAGGAACAUAGGCAAGUGCCAGUCAAUGAUAAGAGUGGUAGAUCACGAGGGCGGAGAGAAAGAGGCGAUGAAUACCCAUCACGACACAACAAAAAGAAGAGCUACAGAGACAGAUCUAGGUCACGGUCUAGAGAUAGGAAAGAACAGUAUAAGAAGAACUCUUAGCUAGCUAGCACAGUCAUGCACAUGAUUGUACAAUCUGUAUCCUCUGAUUUUCAUUUUUGUCUUCUAUUAGUUAUUAAUUAGCACAUUACCCUUGUAUUAAGAA
Halichondria panicea is the source of this 993-nucleotide messenger RNA. Its product is annotated as RNA-binding motif protein, X-linked 2-like. Gene Ontology annotation, cellular component: precatalytic spliceosome; catalytic step 2 spliceosome; U2 snRNP. The coding region runs from base 93 to 890 and encodes 265 amino acids. The record is from RefSeq and is a predicted model, not a curated record. Gene Ontology annotation, biological process: mRNA splicing, via spliceosome. The transcript is spliced from 5 exons. NCBI's taxonomy places the organism in Eukaryota, Metazoa, Porifera, Demospongiae, Suberitida, Halichondriidae. Gene Ontology annotation, molecular function: RNA binding.